AUGCAAAUCGAUCGUAUCUUCAUUAAGAUGUGGCAAUUCAUUACCAAUAUUACUACUACAAUACUGAAUUAUUUCAAUUCCAAGAAAACUCAAUUUGAUACAUAUUAUUCUGUUUUAUUAGAAAAGUUAUAUAAACCACAGCUUCAAUUAGAUAGUGUUUUAAUUGAAUUAGAUUUGGAUAGAAAAAUGCUUGCUGAUUUGGUUAAAUCGUAUCUUUGGAGAAUGGUUUUUAUCACAGCAAUUACUCAUGUUGUUACAAUAUUUGUUGGAACAAUUUCCUACCUUAUUUUAAAAGACUAUGGCGUUGAGGUAGAAACAGCUUUACCGAUAAUUGUAAUAAUUGGAAUAGUCAUUUACAAUUCAUUUUGGUUUACUUUAAUUUUCCAGUUAGUAACUAAUUUUUUUGAGGAAAUGGUUAUUUAUCUAAAGACAACGACGCUGAUAAAAUUUACAAACUUUGAUCUUCAUGAUUGUGUGAGAAGGCUUAUAGAUGAUAGAUUGGAUGACAUAUUUAGAUAUUUGAGAAAUCUAAACUUUCAUAAGAUACCUCACAAUACAAAACAAGGAAAUUAA
Messenger RNA from Scheffersomyces amazonensis, 573 nucleotides. RefSeq lists its product as uncharacterized. The record is from RefSeq and is a predicted model, not a curated record. The transcript has a single exon. NCBI's taxonomy places the organism in Eukaryota, Fungi, Ascomycota, Pichiomycetes, Serinales, Debaryomycetaceae. The coding region runs from base 1 to 573 and encodes 190 amino acids.